AUUCGCGCCGCAUGCACCUUUAGGGAGAACGGAAUGGAAGAACUGAACCCACAAUGAUGCUCUGUUCUCGGCACCUGUAAUCUAAUCUCCCCUCUGCAUCGGAUUAGCCUUCUAUUUACUACAAUGAUGUUACUACAUGUCUUGUUGCUGCUGUUGGUUCCAGUUGUGGAUGGUCAAGUGACUGGGUUGCCGCUGUAUGUGGCAUGGUCUUGCUCUACCACUUUUACUCCUGCGCCGGAAGAAGAAUGCGAUCGCUUGUUUUCCAGCAACGGUAUUGAUCCGGCUAGUGCUACCAGUGACUGCGAUUGCUUUGCUUUUUGCAACGGUGAUAAUGUGGAUUGUCUGGCGUAUGACGAAACAGGAGAAUACCAAUGCUCCAGUCUCGAUCUUGUCAAAACAUGCCGGAUAGAUCCUGAAGAAGAGGAAGAAGAAGGCAUAGCUCUUGGUGAUACCACAUUGGGAUCACUGACCAUCACAGCCUCGCAAAACAGCACGGCGGGAAACGUCACGUUUUCCAAUUCUACGUCGGCGGCCGUUGUCCAAAAACAAGCUGCACACUUGGUUGCAGUCACUGUCGUCAUGAUAGUUGGAAUAUGGACCAUGGCGCUGCCGUUUUAGCCGUUAGGUUCAGGUCCGUAAGCAAUGUCGAAGUAUCAAUUGUUCAGUGUUUUGGCAGGCAAUAAAAAGGAAACCUGAAGGAAGUAGAAGCUUUUCCCUCCUUCCUAUCUAUAAUAGCUAGCUUUCUAUAGAUUUUAAAAGGGAGGGCGAAGAGCUACAUGUACAGUUGUUGAUCGGUUGCUCUUUUUGAAAGCAGAAUAUUUACUUGUAC
Molecule: messenger RNA, 829 nt
Organism: Seminavis robusta
Lineage: Eukaryota; Bacillariophyta; Bacillariophyceae; Naviculales; Naviculaceae
Source: the annotation of a GenBank genome assembly